Messenger RNA from Salvelinus fontinalis (brook trout), 13806 nucleotides. RefSeq names its product trinucleotide repeat-containing gene 6C protein-like. Gene Ontology annotation, molecular function: RNA binding; protein binding. Gene Ontology annotation, biological process: miRNA-mediated post-transcriptional gene silencing; positive regulation of nuclear-transcribed mRNA poly(A) tail shortening. The coding region runs from base 847 to 6846 and encodes 1999 amino acids. NCBI's taxonomy places the organism in Eukaryota, Metazoa, Chordata, Actinopteri, Salmoniformes, Salmonidae. The record is from RefSeq and is a predicted model, not a curated record. The transcript is spliced from 20 exons. Gene Ontology annotation, cellular component: nucleoplasm; P-body.
GCUUGGGCAUGGGGGCCACUUCCUACAUGAUUUCUGCUCAGAGGAGAGAGCGAGCGGUCUUAGUUUGAACAAAAUGGCUGCAAGAACGCUGUCAACGAGAGCUCACUGAACGCAUUAUGACUGUCCACUCUUACAUUUGGAUUUUUCGAGAAUGUAUUUUCUUGGAUUCGUUUUUCAAUUUGCAUUCGUAGUAGCAAGGUCGUCGGUCAGAUGUUGUUGCUAACCUGCUAGCUCCUCAGCUAGCGGCCUAAACACAAAUUAUUUCAUUUUGCACUUUAACCCAAGUUUCCUAGCUAGCUAGCCAUUUUCGUCGACAAUUUACUGAAAUCUGCCUAUUUACUUUCAUUUGCAAAUUACUCCUUACAACAGUCGAUGACUAAUGCCAACUAGCUAACGUUAACUCCGCUACUUUUCGAAUCGGAAUUGUUUCUCUUGCUUUUUCGUCUUGCUGCUUUUUUUUCUAUAUCGUGAUACUUUAACGUUUAGCAUGUUUUUUUGUUGCGAAAAUUGUACUUUUAGUGCAUCGUUGCGCUAAAAUACAAAGUUCUUAUUGUGUGUUUUUCCAAGUAUCGAUCUCGGUAUUUUUUGUUAAGCUGCUCAAACAGUUAUCCAGUCAGUAAGCCCCUGCAGCAGGAGAGCUAAACUUGGCUAAUGCUAGCUAGUUGGAUAACUGCGAAGACUGAAUUCCUGAUUUGUCAUUUACGGGUAUUUUUCGGAAAAGGCACAGCAGAAUGCUUUUCUGCAUCAUUCUCUGUCAUGCACCAACUCUGUAUUGAAAGCUGCCAAAGCUCAACGUGUGAUUACGCAAGCUGAAAGAAGCAAACAACACGAGAAGAGAACCAUUUGAUGGAAGAAAAUAAAAAGCAAGAAAAGACCAAGAAGGAAGCUGCUCAGAAACAGGCUGCUGACACGAAAACCAAAGUGCCAGAGCCAGCUAAGCCCAGCCCCGGUCCCCUCCACCACCCCACCACCAGUGUGACCCUGCCCCAGGCCUCACAUCCCCCCUCCUACUCCUCUUCAGUCAGAACCAAUGGGAAGCGCGCCCCCCCUAGCACCCAGCAAACACCACAGCAGCUGACCCCACCUCCGCCGUCAUCGUCCUCAGGCCCCCGCUACCCGCCCCGUGAGGUGCCCCCGCGUUUCCGCCAGCAGGAGCACAAGCAGCUACUGAAGAGGGGUCAGCCACUGCCAGCCGGAGCCCUGAGUAGCCUCACCGUGACCCCUGCCUCUGACCCGCUCAUCCCCGGUGUCCCCGCUUCUUCCUCCUCCGCAGGCAAGCGCCACACAGACCUGCCCUUCCAGAGUGGUCCUGGUGCCCAGUAUGAGAAUCCCCACUGGGGAGCCUUACCACCAGCCACCGACCGCAGCAACACCACCACCAGUAGUAGCUGGGAUCAAGUGAUCAUCGACGGGAGCGACACCGAGGCCUGGCCCUCCAUCAGUCGCAGCAGCGUCAGCCGACCAGCGAAUCCUCCAGAAUGUGCCACAGCCGCUGACUGUACAAACCCAGAGACCAGCAGCAACAUGAGCAUGGCCGCGGGGGCUACUAGCCAGCAGGCCCACUACCCCUCCUCUCUCAAAGCUAACGUCGCUAACGUAGCUAGCAUGAUGCAGCCUAGCGGUGGCCAGGGAGUUGGAGCCAUCGGCAGCAGGGGCUGGGGCUCCGGACCAGGCCCCAUCACCAUGGGCCCCACUGAGGGAGCCAAACCCGACGGCCUUGGGCCCAACAUGGGUCGGAGUGGAGGAGCACCCAGCUGGAACUCCCAGCCCAGCUUUAGCCUGAACCUGAACCCCAACGCCAACCCCUCGGCCUGGCCCGUGCUGGGGCAAGAGGGGGCUGGAGGUGGCCCGAACCCCGCCUCACUACCACCCAACGGUAGCCUGGGAGGGGACGAGAACAACAGCAGCAGCACCUGGGGAGGCAUGAUGAGCCCUGAUGCCCCGUCCUCCAAUAAGAAUGUGUCUUUCAGCAGCAUGGAACACCCCAACCUUAACACUGACGGACAAAACAGCCAUCACACUAAGCAACCCCUCAGCCCCAUCCACGGUCUGCCCGGCUGGGGAGGCCAGUCCCCUACUGAGUCCUCCCAGCUCAACGGAGACUCAGGGAGCUCCGUCUGGGGCAACGGAGACACCAAGACAUCUGCUGACUCCUCCUCCAAGAACUCAGGCUGGGACUCAGCACCCUCCGGAGGCAUGUCCGGCUGGGGCCACUCUGGCAGCGGAGGAGGCGGGAGUGGCAGUGGAGAAGGAGGCUGGGGAGGAGACUGGGGAAAGCACUCCAGCGGUGGAGGAGAGGUCAAAGGAGGCUGGGAUUCCUCAGAUGGCCCAGCCCAGGACCAGCAGGUGAGCUCCUGGGGCCAGCCAACCCCGGCCCCGGCUAGUGAGGGUAGCGGGAGCGGUGGCAGCGAGGGGCGCAUCCAUCGCAGGGAUCAGACUGGCAGCGAGGACGGAGGCCCCCCUUCCCUGCCUCGGCAGGACCUGGACCCCCGUGUGCUCUGCAACACAGGCUGGGGCCAGACGCCCGUCCGCCAGCACACCUCCUGGGAGAUGGAGGAGCAGCGUGUCGCCAACGAGAGGAAGACCAGCGAGAUGAGGGGAGGCGGUGGAGGGGACACAUGGAGGGGCUCCAACAGCCCCUCUUCCGGAUCCCCACCGGAUCCCCGGAACGGGGGAGCCAACCCCAACCUGGGACCAUCUCAGAGGCCAGGCUCAGGGGGCUCCGGAGGCAAGAGCGAAGGCCCCUCAGGCUGGGGAGGCCCUCCACCCUCAGGCUGGGGGGAGCAGCCUGUCAACAAGGCCCCCAACGGUUCCGUCAGUGGCUGGGGGGACCCCAUGGCCCAAGGCCCCAAUACCACAAACAAUGGCCCAAAGAGUGGAGGUCAAUCCUGGGGUGUCCCUGAGGAGAAGUCCUCCCCUACCUGGGACGACGGGCCAGCCAAGACCCAGCAGAACCAAACCCAGAGCUGGGGAGAGGGGCCCAAGUCCUCCUCUCACGGCUGGGGCUCCGGCCACGGAAGUGGCAGCAAUGGAUCCAACGGCUCCAACGGCGGAGAGUGGAGAGAACCGGCCGAGGUGAAGAAGAAUGGGUCCUCCAGCCACAUGUGGGAAGGAGAAGGAGGAAAUGGACGAGGAGGGUGGAAGGACAGCCCCAGAGGGGGUGGAGGAAAUGGGGGCGGCUGGGGGUUGAAGCCUGCCCCUGCUGUUGGAGUUGGUGGCUGGGGGGAGACCCAGACCCAGCACCCCAACGGCCCAGCACCAGGAUGGGGCUCCAAGCCCCAGGAAAGCCCCAGCGGCCCAGCACCAGGAUGGGGCUCCAAGCCCCAUGAAAGCCCCAGUGGCCCAGCACCAGGAUGGGGCUCCAAGCCCCAGGAAAGCCCCAGUGGCCCAGCACCAGGAUGGGGCUCCAAGCCCCAGGAAAGCCCCAGCGGCCCAGCACCAGGAUGGGGCUCCAAGCCCCAGGAAAGCCCUAGCGGCCCAGCACCAGGAUGGGGCUCCAAGCCCCAGGAAGGCCCCAACGGCCCAGCACCAGGAUGGGGCUCUAAGCCCCAGGAAAGCCCCAACGGUCCUUCCCCAGGAUGGGGCUCCAAGCCUCAAGAAAGCCCCGACUGCAAUAAUGGAGGAGGUGGACCAGGAGGAGGCAGCAUGGGGUCCUGGGGCGGCCCUGCAUCUGUAAGGCAGAGUUCCAACCCCGGCUGGGGCCCGGGGAGCUCCGGAGCCAAACCUGACCCAGCGAUGGAGCCCACUGGCUGGGAGGAACCCUCUCCUCCCUCCAUCCGCCGCAAGAUGGAGAUCGAUGACGGCACGUCCACCUGGGGAGACCCCAGCGCCUACAACAAGACCGUGAAUAUGUGGGACCGCAACAACCCCACUGGAGGUAACGGUAGCCAAGGGAACAACCCCACCCAGCCGCCGAUCAGCAAGAGUAGCGGAUGCUUGACCGUCAACAACAGCCACAACAACCACUCCUCCGUCCCCCCUAGCAACAACAAUCAUCACCACAUGAACCACCACCACCUGCACCACGGACAGCCCCCGCCACACAGCCAGCACCACGGCAACAACAAUGGAUCCGCCAACACCGCUGCCCCGCACCAGGGCGGAGGACCCCAGGGCAGACCGCCUAUGGCCAACCCAGGCUGGGGGGAGCUGCCCAGUGUCCAGCAGCCCAAGCCAGAGCCGGCAUGGGGGGAGCCCGCUGGCCCCUCUCCUGCAGUGGACAACGGCACCUCUGCCUGGGGCAAACCCCCUGGUGUUCCUGGAGGCUGGGGCGAUGGGGGGCACGAGCCCAAUGGACCCUACAGGAGGGGAAACAACGGACCCUCUGGACCUGCACCCUGCAAGCCAGCCCUCAAAUCUAUGCAAGACGGUUGGGGAGGUGGGAGGGAGGAGGAGAUGGGCAUGUCUUCUGGCCAAUGGGAUGCUGACGCCGGAGACAUGUGGAACAGCCCCGCCUCCCAGGAGAACAGCACCUCCUGUAACUCGUGGGGCCAGCCACCCAAGAAGGGCCCGCCCAAGGGCAAGAUGGGCAACCAGCCAGACGAAGCCUGGAUCAUGAACCGUCUCAUCAAGCAGCUCACUGACAUGGGUUUCCCGAGGGAUCCUGCUGAGGAGGCUCUGAAGAGCAACAACAUGAACCUGGACCAGGCCAUGAGCGCUUUGUUGGAGAAGAAGACUGAACUGGACAAGCGGGGCAUGGGCAUGUCAGACUACAACAACGGGAUGAACAAGCCGCUGGGUUGCCGUCCCCAGGCCCUCUCCAAAGACCCCUCCUCGGACCGCAGCCCAUUCCUAGACAAGGACGGUGGUCUGUCAGAUGACGCCCCCCCCUCACCGUUUCUGCCUUCUCCCGUCAGCCUGAAGCUCCCUCUGGUUAACAACCUGCAGCCUGGGCUGGCCCUGGGCUCCCCGGGGCUCAACAUGCAAAACUUAAACAACAGACAGAUGCAGAGUGGAAUGUUGGGCAGUAGUGGAGCAGCACUAUCCCGGGCCAUGCAGCAGCCUCCUCCUCAGCCGUCAGUGCCGCCUCUCGGCUCCUCCCAGCCUAGUCUACGCGCUCAAGUGCCUCAGUUUCUCACCCCUCAGGUUCAAGCACAGCUCUUGCAGUUUGCUGCAAAAAACAUUGGUCUGAACCCUGCACUUUUAACCUCACCAAUAAACCCUCAACAAAUGACCCUGUUGUACCAACUUCAGCAACUGCAAAUGGCGUACCAGCGUUUACAAAUCCAGCAGCAGAUGAUGCAAGCUCAGCGCAACGUCUCCGGUCCCAUCAGACAACAAGAGCAGCAAGUUGCACGUACAAUCAAUAACAUGCAGCAGCAGAUCCAACAGCACCAGCGUCAGCUGUACCAGGCCUUGCUGAUGAAGCAGCAGCCCCCCGGCUCCCACUCCUCCUCCGGCCUGCACCCAGGCCAAGGCAAAUCAGCCCUGGACUCGUUCCCAGGCCACCCCCAGGCUCCGGGCCUCUCCGACCUGCACACCAAAGAGCCGCAUUCUUCUCCCAGCUCCUACAGCCCCUACCCCCUCUCUGGACUCAAUCUAAACAUGAAUGUAAACUGCAUGGAGGUGGGGGGCCUGUCCAUGAAGGAGCCUCCCCAGCCCCAGUCCCGUCUGUCUCAGUGGACCCACCCCAACUCCAUGGACAGCCUCUCUGGAAACUCCUCCCACAUGGAGGCCAACCUCAAUAAGCACGGUGCCAUUUCUGCUGCUUCUAAUCUGGGCCCCCCUGGAAAGCCCCCCCACAUGGAUGACUCCUACAGCCCCUACAGUAUGAUGGGUGGGUCUGAGUCCCCCACCUCCCCCCUGGUUCCCCCUGACAGCUGGGGCCAGGGACCGGGAAAGAGCCCCAAGGACCAGAUCACCAACGGAACAAAUAUCAACUGGCCCCCAGAGUUCUGUCCAGGCGUGCCCUGGAAGGGCCUGCAGAACAUUGACCCUGAGAACGACCCCAACAUGACCCCAGGAAGUGUUCCCAGCGGCCCCACCAUCAACACCAACAUCCAGGACGUCAACCGCUACCUGCUCCGGGACCGCAGCGGAGGUAAACUAUCUGACAUGAAGUCCACCUGGUCCCCGGGGCCCAUCUCCCACCCCUCCCAGGCCUCUCUGUCCCACGAGCUGUGGAAGGUCCCCCAGGGGCCCCGCAACAACACAGCCCCCUCCAGGCCACCUCCGGGCCUCACCAACCCCACCAAGCCCUCCUCCACCUGGGGAGGAAACUCCCUGGGCCUGGCCCAAGGCUGGAGCAGCUCAUACACCUCAGAGGGCACAACCUGGAGCACAGACAGCUCCAACAGGACCAGUAGCUGGCUGGUACUGAGGAACCUCACCCCCCAGAUAGACGGCUCCACCCUGCGGACGCUGUGCAUGCAGCACGGCCCCCUCAUCACAUUCCACCUCUUCCUGACCCAGGGAAACGCUGUGGUGCGAUACAGCUCCAAGGAGGAGGCUGCCAAGGCCCAGAAGUCCCUGCACAUGUGUGUGCUGGGGAACACCACCAUCCUGGCAGAGUUUGCUGGGGAGGAGGAGGUGAACCGCUACUUUGCGCAAGGCCAGCAGCAGCAGCAGCUCCCGCCCACCACCAGUUGGCAGCCCAACCCCGGCACCAAUCAGACGCGCAUGGGCGGAGGCUCACAGCAGCACGCCAUUGGCCAUCACUGGAGCAGCGGCGGCCUGGGGGGAGGAGCCAAGACCGGCGGAGGCGGAGACCUGCUGUGGGGGGGUGUGCCCCAGUACUCCAGCCUGUGGGGGCCCCCUAGUGUCGAUGAUAGUCGCGGCGUCAUCGGGAGCCCCAACCCCAUCAACACGCUGUUGCCAGGCGACCUGCUGAGUGGAGAGUCCAUGUAGGACAACACACUAACAAACCAACCAUGAGGAUGAAUGUUUCAACGCUGGAACAGACAGUGGAAAAAUAAUAAUAAAUACACAAAAAAAAUGACAAUGAACAGGAACAAAACCAAGCAAAUCAUGUGGCGAUAAUCAGUAUCAACGGAACUGUGAAUCGUGUACCGGAAGGCUGGGGGCGACGACACAAGACUGCUGACCCCUACGCCCUUCGGUUUUUACGUUUUUUUCCCCCUUCUUUUUUAAAGGGGAUUUUGUUUUUAGUAUUUGAUAAAUGUUGGAAGCAAACAAAAAUGAAAUGCCGAAAAGACUCAAUGAAGAGAGAACCAUUAAGUGUUUUUAAGUUUUCCAUGAAUAUCGCACAUUCUGUGUGAAGUGUUUUAAGGAGAAGCAAUCGAAGAAGCUGCCAUUUUGAAUCUUUCCUUUGCCCACGAAACUCCAAAUUGAUUAAAAAAAGACCAUUCCCAGCAUGCCUGUGGCCAAUGAUGUGGCUCAAAGACCUUUUACUUAUGUUAUUGUUUUGUUUCCAAGCACUAAUAUUAGCCUUAAGUGCUCUACUGCAGCCCAGGUCCUCCUUCAAUCUCAAGCCUUUUUCAUUGUUUUGAAACUCAAGAGAAAUUGUGAGUUUGAAAGCUUGCACAAUUCCCAUCUCUGAGCCAGUGAAUGGAACAGAACAAGUGUGAUCAACCAAGGUCGUAUUCACUAGGAACGAAACGGAAGCAAGCGGACUGAAACUGAGGGACUACCUGAACUUUGUCCAAUAAGAAAUGCUUGUUUUCGCAUGCUGUUGCAAAACGUUUUGCCACGUGUGCACCUAAUGAAUAUGACCCCAAGUCACUCGGCAGUAUGAGGCCUGUCAACACUGACCCAACCGAUCAUCAGUUAAAACCUUUUUCUGUUUUUUUGGUCGUUCAUUUGUUCUUAAAGGGAUUUACACUGCUGUUUUUGUUCUUUUUGUAUAUGAGGCGCAUUUUUAUAUCUAUCGCAACAUAAGCUGAGAGAUUAUUACACAUCGACCGACCUAGCUGCGUCUGUUUUAUGUGUGUACUUGAGUAUAUGUCUGAUGGAACCUAAUCAUUCACGUCUGGGAGUUCAGAUUACCACUGCUCAGAAGAACUACGACUUCAGCUAUACUCACCUAACGAGACUUACAGGUGCUUCUUGUCAAUUAUUAACAUUAUUUGUCGGUUCCGUUGUUGACCCUCGUCCCCAUUAUGGACCACCAGUUUCUGGAAACGACGACAAAAAAAACCCGCUUCAACUUGAUGUGACAGUUACAUUGUGCAAUAUAUACGCCAGACCCUUCUUCUUCCGUCCACGCUCAAGUCGAAACAGGAACUGGUUUCUUUACAUUUUUCGUUCUUGAUAUUUGUUGUCAUUGAUCAAAGCAAAGAACUUAAGAACUACAGAAACUUUACCUUUUCUAAUUUUUGAUUCCCACCAGGCCACCCUCUUGACCCCCCCCCCCCCCCCCAUGAAAAACUGUUGCGUUAACUCUUGCCGGAGAGGAGGAGCGAGGAUGGUCUUACUAUUAUAACUGUGUGUUCAGAAACUGUCUCUGCAGCCCUGAAACUCCUCAUACGUAAACAUUGAACUGGGGUACAUGAGAAAGCACCAUCAGAAAGCCCUUCCUCUCCCAGUUGCCACACCGAACAGACUGAAUCCAGAUGGGGAAGUCACUGGAGAUCUGGCACAAUACCAAAUAAGAGGGGUUUCUCCUAAUGCAGUAGAUCUACUACGAGUGUUCCUUGUAUUUGGUACUGUACAAAAAUGUAAAAGAUAGACUAAGUAACCUUUUGUCUAUUUCAAAGGGUUUUAUCAUAGCACUUAUGAAGAGAGCUAAACGCUUCAACUUGCAAACCAAUAAAUCAGAUAAAUGGAGCAGCAACUUUGAAAACUGAAAAAAAAAGACACAAAAAAGAACUCUUGCUCUUUUUGUACUGUAUCUAUACUUGGAAAUAACUUCUGGUAUUGGUUUGUUUCUCUUUGGUCCAAGGACUUGUAUGAACUUUAAAAUGGUAGCAGGAUGAAGAGAAGAGAAAAAAAGGAAGUCUACUUUUAUCUGACAAAAAAAAAAGUCUGCAGUGUUUGAUUUUUUUCUAAAGACAUUUUCUUUUAACUAUAUCAAAGUGAAUAUCACUGUUACUCCAAAAUGUUUAGCCUUUUUCUUGUCUGGAGACGCUAGACAUGCAAUGUUACCUGUCUCCGGCCAACGGUCGGUCGGCGUGGGGAGGGGGACGGUGACGGUCCACUGAGUGCCUCUCUGCUGUGGUGCCCAUGGCGAUGGUCGCUAGGCAAGGCUACCCCCACAGCAGCAUUUCCUCCUGGGCUGGCACCAAGCUCUCCCAUUGGACACCCUCAGCCCGGCAGGAAACCACGCUCCCUCCAAGACUGGCCAAUCAGCACGGAGCUAGCUAGCUAACGACCGCGCCAGCAGCACUCGACCUCGUCUCAACCAACCCUCUCCAUUUCCCCUAAUCUUCUUUCACACAAAGAUCACUUUAGCUGGAAGUCAAGAGACAGUCAAAUUUCUGGAAUUUUGCCAGUGUUUGAUGAAUUUUAUUUAGUUUUCGUUUGACGUUAUGUAUUUUUUGAUUUGUUAUUUUUGUCUACAUGCAGUGGUCUUUUCAAGAUGGCUGCUUGAAACUAGCCCUUUUCACUGUUCAUAUGCAGAAACACUUUGGUCAGAGGUGCCUCUGUAUGUUCAUCCUGUGUAUUGAAUGCAAACGAGGAUCAAUACUACAGCCCGUCAUUGAUUGUCUAUUAUUAGUUAGUAUCUUAACUGAUUGAUUGAUCAUUGCUUUGUUUUGGACAGUAUUCUGUAGUACUUCCAGGUAGUAUCUCAAGACGUGUAAGUUAGACCAAUAGGGUGUCUCAGAUGGGUGAGUGUGUCCUGCCUGACCCUAGCUGCUCCACCUGGGUUCCACCAGGGCUGUCCCCUCUCGCCCCCUCACACAGCUGCUACGCUACACCCUCCAGUCCCCUCCAAAGCAACCAACCUAGACCACGGCCAUGGCCCUCCCCUUGACCAGACAUAAACAGUCAGUUCUGUUUCUAUGCAAAAGACUAGAGGCUGCGGGCCCUUUAUAGCCAACGUGCCAAUCCUGCCUUAAGGGUUGAGCACCGACUCACAGAGCUAGACCCAACAACCUCCUGAUGUAUGUACCCUUCGGCACUUAGAAUAUGUCCGCUCCUGGUCCUUAUAGCUGGGUUUAAACCACAACACUGUCGUAUUCCAAACUUCCACCCUCCCUCUAUGGGGAGUUAGUACCACUGGAGUGGAGGUAUAGUAGGCCUCUCUUUACUGUGCUGAAGAAGACUGAUCUCCUGUCAGCUUGAUCUCAGGGUAGGAGACGACGUUAAAAGAUGCAGCUCUCUGUAUGUAUGUCCUUUUGCUGUAGUAUAAGAGAGCCAAGUUCUACACUAACUAAUGGCAAGCUGUGCAGUAGUACUAUAGUCUUGUUUUGGCUGGAGAAUUGUUUUUGGGAACGGGAUAGUAAUGAAUUCCCUUCCCAACUAUAGGCCUACUGUAAUGUUACAAUGUAGAGGCCCAUUAUGCAUGUAACAUGCCAAUGUUAUCCUAUGUGCCAAUACAAUCAAAUUAUAUAGAUCUCAAACUAGCCCAUGUUAUACGAUCUGGAGAAAGAGCUCUUCUCUUCCCAGGAUGGAGGAUCUUUGAUAACCUUUGUGAUGGAGGAUCUUUGAUUUACCUUUGUGAUGGAGGCUCUUUGAUUUACCUUUGUGAUGGAGGCAGGGGGGCAGGAGGGAUCAAACAGAUGGGUGGGGGCAACACACCUCAUCCUGAACUACUGAGAUAAUAUGGCCGGGUCUCAAAUGGCACCCUGUUCACUAUGUAGUGCAUUAUAUAGGGACAUAGGGUGCCAUUUGUGGGGAAUGCCCUGUUGUCGAGGAUAUAAUCGUUACUAAGUUUGGGGGAUCCAAGUAUCCUACGGUGCACAGUCAGUUUGAUGUUGGGUAAUCCUGGGUACAUAUUUUUUUAAACCAAAAAUGAAUUUCUUGCAUUUUAACGUAAUUUUAAUAUGAAGUUUGACAAAAAAUCUUUUUAAAAAAAUGUUUAAAAAAAUAAACAGACUAAAAUAAAUAAAAGAUCUAUAAUAUGUUAAAACUUAAGCUCUGCACUUCUAGCUGAAAUGUCUCCAGUCCAGCAACCUCUAACUUCUACCAUCCAGGGAGUCAGAAUGCAGGCUGGGGAGCCUUUUUGUGGAUGCUGUAUUUAUCCUAUUUGUUAGUGUUUCCUCUCAAAGCGGACCCACAACUGUAUAUUUCCACAGACCCAGAUGACUUCGGGCCCACUGUAUCAGCCCAGGUCGCUCGCCUCACUGUGUCUGCGGUAGGCAACGAGAGGGGGCGCAUUUCAAAAGGUACAAAGUCUUUAAAAAAAAAAAAUACUAAAAUGGCAUAAGGCUACCUUUUUGGGACUGUUUGGCGUCCUGCAGCACACUAGCAAAAAUCACUAUUGCCUGUUUCUGUAACUGCCUUGAUCCAAGCUCAGAGAGACCAAUUAGCCGGGUGGGGGCCUCCAAACGUCCGCUCGGUGUGUGUGUGCACCAGCACUGAGGGGCACGCCAUGCUCUCUCUCUACUGCUUAACUAUAGAUAUAUACGGAUAUGUACGUACGGUGUGUGGUAGGUAGCACAUCAACAGACACCUUGGAUCUCAAUCUCUAAAACCUUUUUAUUCCUUUUAAAAGGUCUGGGUUCAAUACAAACUGAAGAUGAGCAAUAUGUAUUCCCCCCGCAAAUAAGUGAUAUGAAGGAAAUGGAAUGGGGUUAGGGGUUAAACUGGUACUUGAUGGAUCAUGAGUAAUGUCUUUCCUACCUGGAGUUGGAUAUGCACGUUCUGGAUUUAUGAACAUAUUACAGUAAGUACCUUGAACUACUUGUACUGUAUGUGAAUUUGUCUAAAUAACCCAACCUGAAAUCACCUGUUUUUUAAAUGCAUACUUUCCCAGUAGAGAAAAAUAUCAUUAAACAUAUCAACACAAAAAUAUAAACACAAAUACUUGAAUCAAGGAGCGCCAAUAACGUAAUGUGAAGUCUCUUUUGUAGAAAGAAAAAAAGAAAAAAAAACAAAUUGACUAGUACACUUCCAAGCUUUUUGAGGUCAUCAAUUAAAAAAUAUAUAAAAAAUAAAAAGAUUGGAGAAAAAAAGUGCAAAAAUCAUUUGGUUGUGUGCUUGAAAGUCAAAUGUAUGUGUGCAAACAACUGUGUGCUUGGCAGGCUUAGGACUGCUGUCAUGUUCCAUUCAGUAUGUUGUGUAUUGACAUUGUUGUCUGUUCUUUUAUUCAGUUUAUUUGUUGCUUGUCAAAACUAUAUUCUGAUAGACAUUUAUCUUCUAACGUUGCACUGAGUGUCUUCUACCCCUCACUCAGCUAAUCGUAGACAAACGAGGGGAGAGGGUGACAAUUCAUGUGUAAAUGUUUACUCAAGGACUUAAUGGAAAAAAAGUUUUUGUUUUAUCUGUAAAAUGUUUAUCUACCUUAUAGUGGCUUUUAUUGUGGAAUAAUCCAAAACAAGGAUUAUCAUUGAGUAUUGCACCAUUUUGUUCUGAUUACAUACAAAUGUAAUGAAAAAAAGACAAAAAAAAUGAUCUAAGAAUUGUGGCCAUAGAUAGGACUAGUAAUCUCUGUUAACUUCAUGGAGAAAGGGAUCAUGUGGGGAGAUGAGUUUGUUACAGGACUCAUUUCAGAGGUGCCUAUCUUUUUCUUUAUGCAUAGCCACCUGUCGUUUACAAACAUGUCAUUUGUCUGAAGUUGAGGAAAAAGGAAUUUAGAAGAAAUGUUGAAAAAUACUAAUUCCAUCUUCCAUCAAAAAAUGAACAUAAAACAAACUUUGCAAAAUGAAGAUUUAUGCUACUUUCAGAACUCUGGGAUUGAUCAGUGUUGUCGUAUUUCAAUUUCUAAUUUCUCUUUUUUGAUGUCGACAGACUGUAUGUAUUGAUUUAUUUGAAUUUAGUCUUGUAAAAAGACAACGCAAUUUGCUCACUAUCUUGCACACUCGUAAAGAUGUGGAUCUUGUCUCGGAAAGGCCAGGAUUUCCAGAGUUCAAACUCCGCCAUUUGUAUUUAAAUUUGAGAGUUAUAAAUUACAAUAACUUUGAGAAAUGUAACUCCAGGCACUGAAAGUUAGGGAUUUAAAUAGAAUAUGAUAUACCAUUGCUUCUAAAAAUCCAUAGCGGUUACAUAAUUUACCAAAUAAAUGACUGAAAAUGAACUUUGAGAGAGAAAAAGUGGAGUGCUUUACAUGUAAACAAAAUUGAUCAGUGGUUUUAAUUGUCAAAAGGCAGUGAUAGUUUUACUUAUGCAUUUUCUUUGCGGUUCCAUCCUGUAACUUUCAGGAGCUUUGUGCAUUACUGUCUCUGUUCCUGUGGCAGGUAUUCAAUGAGUUAAGAGAUUCUGUCUAAUAGAUGGUUUUCAGGAGACAGAUUUGAAGUGGAGAGGGAGGGGGGGGAUAGCUGGUUUUUAAAGGAUCAUGAUCUAUGCACAAGUGGGAGGGAGAGUCUAGGCCUUCUUUUCUCUUGGGGCCUGGGACUUGUACUCUGGGGUUCAGGGUUUGAUGUAGGGGUGUGUCUUUGUGCUACAAAUUUGCUAUGUUAGAUUUUCUUCCCCCUCAUCAGAUUUAUGGCAAAACUUUCUAUUGCUUCGCCAUGCUGUGUAAUCCUUAAGCAAUGAGCGCUUAUCCUUCUGCUAAAGCACUGUGGGUUAUACUGAGAAAAAGCCCAUGACUUUUAAGGCGGUCUGGUUUUUGUAGGGGGGGGUGGUACUCUGCCUUUUUAUUUUAAAAAAACAUUAAGGAGAAAUGUCUGUACUGAGAAAGUUGUGGCUUUAUGUUUAUUUUUCUCCUCAUAGAAUGUGAUUGUUAAUGACAUGCACCGGAAAAAAACAUGUUUCAUGGAGCUUCUUUCGGAAUAUAUUAAUAAAUUGACAUUUUUCUUGGCUGUUAAA